This is a messenger RNA of Choloepus didactylus (southern two-toed sloth), 960 nucleotides long. Its product is annotated as olfactory receptor 476-like. Gene Ontology annotation, biological process: G protein-coupled receptor signaling pathway; sensory perception of smell. Gene Ontology annotation, cellular component: membrane. Gene Ontology annotation, molecular function: G protein-coupled receptor activity; olfactory receptor activity; odorant binding. Lineage: Eukaryota; Metazoa; Chordata; Mammalia; Pilosa; Megalonychidae. The coding region runs from base 1 to 960 and encodes 319 amino acids. The transcript has a single exon. The record is from RefSeq and is a predicted model, not a curated record.
AUGGCACUGGGGCAGAACCACACCACAGUGACGAAGUUCAUCUUGCUGGGCCUCACAGACCAGGCAGACCAAAAACAACUCCUCUUCGCCAUCUUCCUGCUGAUCUACUCCAUGACUCUGGUGGGAAACCUAGGCAUGAUAGAGCUGAUCCGCACCAGCUCUGCCCUCCACACCCCCAUGUACUUCCUCCUGAGUGCACUCUCCUUCCUUGAUAUCUGCAAUUCCUCUGUGUUCACCCCCCGGCUACUGAUCAGCUUUCUCUCCACUGACCAGUCCAUCUCCUUUGCAGGUUGUGUGGUCCAGAUGGCCCUCAUGUGUAUCCACGGCACAGGAGAGUGCCUUCUCCUGGCCAUCAUGGCCUAUGACCGAUAUGUGGCCAUCUGCCAUCCUCUUCUCUACCACACCAUCAUGUCCAAGCGCUUGUGUGUACAACUGGUGGUGGUUACCUAUGCUGGGGGUAUGUUCAUUUCAGCUGUACAGACAGGGAAUACCUUCAGUUUGCCCUUCUGUGGCCCCAACAUCAUUGAUCAUUACUUCUGUGACAUCCCCCCUGUGCUCCAACUGGCCUGCUCAGACACCACCAUAGCCAAUGUCAUCCUGCUCUUCUUUACUGCCUUGGUCACUGUCCCCACAGUCUCAGUCAUCUUGGUCUCUUAUGCCUAUAUCCUUGUCACAAUUUGCAGGAUGAUGUCCCUAGAAGCCAAGUGCAAAGCCUUCUCCACCUGUGCCUCCCAUCUCACUGCCCUCUUCCUCUUCUAUGGAUCUGUGUUCCUUGUGUAUGUCCAACCCAAGCCUGAACAUGCCUCAGCCUAUGACAAGAUCCUCUCUGUGUUCUACACCAUCAUGAUCCCCAUGCUUAAUCCCCUGGUCUACAGCCUAAGGAAUAAAGAUGUCAAGGCUGCCGUACAAGUUAGGGUUCUUAACUUAAAUAAGAAAGUAAUUUGUUUGAAAGCUAUCUGA